This is a messenger RNA of Fulvia fulva, 723 nucleotides long. RefSeq names its product rRNA-processing protein fcf2. The record is from RefSeq and is a predicted model, not a curated record. The transcript is spliced from 2 exons. Lineage: Eukaryota; Fungi; Ascomycota; Dothideomycetes; Mycosphaerellales; Mycosphaerellaceae. The coding region runs from base 1 to 723 and encodes 240 amino acids. Gene Ontology annotation, biological process: RNA processing. Gene Ontology annotation, cellular component: nucleolus. Gene Ontology annotation, molecular function: RNA binding.
AUGGCGGCCUCAUCUGUGGACUCGUUCCACACUGCUCAGGAUACGGUCGAUGAUGAUCUGACCGACGAGCAGAUCGAAGAGCUUCUCGCUCGCGCCACAGAACGCUUGAAGGAAAAAGCGAAGCAACAGCAGCUAACCAAGAAGGUCGAAGGACAGCACUUGACAUUCCCGAAACUGGACGUAGGACCCCUCGAGAAGCCCUAUGUCGAGACCAAGGGCCAUGUCGCCAAGGUAGACUCUGCGCGGUUGUUGGAAGACAAGCAUCGCAAGCAGGCAAACGGCAUCAGGAAGGCUGAAGACCCGGUCACUGCGAAGAAGCUCGCUGCAGAGAAGAAAAAAGCUACUGCCGGCGACAAAUGGUUCGACCUGCCCAAGACCGAUCUCACGCCAGAACUCAAGCGCGACUUGCAGCUCCUCAAGAUGCGUGGUGUGCUUGAUCCCCACCGCCACUACAAGAAAGAGAACGGCAAGAUGCAGGCACCCGAGUACAGCCAAGUUGGAACUAUCGUCGAGGGUCCCACAGAAUACUUCACCGGCCGCAUCGAGAACAAGAAGCGCAAGCGGACGUUUGUCGAGGAAGUGCUGGCUGGCGAGCAGGAGACCCAUCGCUUCAAGAGGAAGUAUGGCGAAUAUCAGAACAAGACCACGUCGGGCAAGAAGGCGUUCUACAAGGACCUCAAGGCGAAGAGGAAGGGUGGGGUCAAGAAGGGUUCUGCUGGUUGA